GCAAGUUUGUCGUUCUCUCCGUCUGGACUCGAGGCUUCUGUCGCAACCAUGAUCCACCAGAUCAUCGGUCAGGCCAAGGAGCAUCCUAGCUUGAUCCCCCUCUUCAUAUUUAUUGGAGCGGGAGGUACUGGAGCAGCGCUGUAUGUUUUGCGCCUGGCAUUGUUCAAUCCAGAUGUCAGUUGGGACAGAGAGAAUAACCCAGAACCCUGGAACAAACUGGGUCCCAAUGAUCAGUACAAGUUCUACUCAGUGAAUGUAGAUUACAGCAAACUGAAGAAAGAAGGUCCAGACUUCUAAAUUAAAUGUUUCACUGUAAAGCAGUUUAGAAUGAAGUUCUUCCAGAAGCCAUCUGCACAAUUUUCCACUUAACCAGGAAAUAUUUCCCCUCUAAACGCACAAAAUCAUGUUUGUGUAUUGU
Molecule: messenger RNA, 418 nt
Organism: Globicephala melas (long-finned pilot whale)
Lineage: Eukaryota; Metazoa; Chordata; Mammalia; Artiodactyla; Delphinidae
Source: RefSeq, a predicted model, not a curated record